This is a messenger RNA of Ostrea edulis (European flat oyster), 1777 nucleotides long. RefSeq lists its product as uncharacterized. NCBI's taxonomy places the organism in Eukaryota, Metazoa, Mollusca, Bivalvia, Ostreida, Ostreidae. Bases 190 to 1464 code for a protein of 424 amino acids. The record is from RefSeq and is a predicted model, not a curated record. Gene Ontology annotation, molecular function: protein binding. The transcript is spliced from 6 exons.
AUAAGUCCACAACUUUCGAUGAGGAGGAUGAGUAGAAUGGCGGAAGAGUUUACUAAAAAUCUUUGUUUCGUUUUACAAUUGCCGACCGUGUUUUGUUUAAAAUAAAAUUUCCCUGCGUUCCGUAUACAGGUUUUACACGGAGUCAGUGUACGAUGUAUAACUAUCAGAUUGAAGAGGAUUGAAAGUCAGAUGGUUAUCAUGGAGAUCCUAAGGAAAGAAGGAGAAUAUGUCUUGUCGAAGAUGACGGCCCGCGUGACGUUCAAACACAGUAACGAUAAUUUGACCGUGAAGGAAUUUUACGACCGCUGUCAUUGCAGUCUGCCCCAGCUGAUUGUGGUCACUCAGGGCUACUGUGGGGACAUCGGACUGGAGGAAUUCAGCAUUGGUCAGGUGAUUCGAGUUCACACGUACUCCACUCAGAGGCGAGUGGUGGCGAAGAUUGAGAGAGGGCUGUCGGUAUUAGAAGGUCGGGAAAUUAGCAUCCCCGUGGACUACGACAUGAAGUUCUGCACCCUAAAGGGAGGCAAGAAAAGUGGUAAAGAAGCAACUUUAGAUGAAAUCUUGGACAAGCAUUCAUUUCCGGUGGAAGUGACGCCUUCUGAUUCACAUCAACUAAUGAAUAUUCAAGGUCAUGAACGCGAGACCGGAAAGUCAUGUCACCUGACUCUCGUCAGCACAUACGAGGACAGGUAUCUCCUUGGAAACGCCGUGUCGGAUGGAAUGCUGUACGCCCAGGUGACCGCCGUGCCUGUGUACCUCCCUGACCUGAGGUUGUCGAUAGCAGUGGGGAUUGAAGGAUUUUCUGAAUCCCAUUGGACGACUAGUCUACAAAACAUGGAACUGAAAGUCUUGCAGAACGUCAAGUUCAAUUCAAAUUUUGGGAAUCCCAAUGUCGCUGUAUAUUCACAUGAACCAACCACCCAGAACGAGUACGCUGAUUUUACAUACAGAACCCCCGCGGAAUACUACAACAUGGAUGACAUCCUAAGACAGAAAGUCUCGCACAGACCCUCAAAACUUGUUCACUACAUCGAACAAACGCCUGAUAUGUAUGAUUUUAUUCCUGCGGACGCCGUGGGCAAAGUGCCCCCGCCUACUGCGCCUAAACCGGUGGUUGACAAGAAAGCACAGCCAGUGAAACCCUUGACUCCACCCCCUGCGCCAAAAGUUCCGAAGAGACCGGAAGUUUUCCAGAGUCCGGAUCAGACUAUUCAGGAACCCCAACCGAAACCUUGUAGAGUAUCACGCGUACCAAAGGUAGAGGAACUGAAGAUUCGAGAGUUAGGAGAAUGGAUGAAGGAACUCAAAUUGGAUAAAUAUGUUAGUAUGUUCGCUGAACAGGGCAUAGACGGGGUCCUGAUCAAGGAAUUGACGCGGGAAGAUUUACGGAACGAUUUUGGAAUGUCAACUAUUGAAGCCAUCAAGUUGUGUAAAUUUGCACAGACUGGACAUGUUCCUAGCUAGGAACAAAUGUUUAACUUCCGGUCUUAUUCGGAAUUGUACGAUUAAUAUUAUGCUACAUGUAGAUACAAUGUAUAAAACUGAAAUAAGAAAGCAGAGUCCGUGUAGCGGCAGCCUCAUCGAAUUAUGAUAGAACUCAUCAAUGAUCCCCAUCUCCGCUCCCAUAAAACAGAAAGAUCCUGGAUCCACUUCUUUGUUUCUAGGGUUAAGGAUUAGUUGAUUAAAGAGCCGGAUGUUAUAUUAUAUUUGUUCAGUGACGUGGAACUUCCUUGUUACAAAUAGGGCGAUCGUAGACUCAAUAAAGCUUGUAUUUGUU